AUGGAUUAUCUAGGAAUUGAUAUCCGCUGCGCGACGGAGUCUCUCCGUGACGGCGAGUUUCCGGCGAAGGAUUGUCUUCUUCCUCUCAUUUCGAAGCUCCUCGGUUACUUCCUCGUCGCUGCUUCAAUGACCGUCAAGCUUCCUCAGAUAAUGAAAAUCGUGGAGAGUAAGAGCGUGAAAGGCUUAAGCGUUCCAGCGUUUGAGCUAGAGGUGGUUGCUUACACGAUCUCUCUCGCCUACUGUCUCCACAAAGAGCUUCCUUUUUCAGCUUUUGGUGAACUCGCAUUCCUCUGGAUCCAAGCUCUGAUCUUGAUUGCUUGUAUUUAUUACUUCUCUCGACCUCUCUCUGUAGCAACUUGGGUCAGAGCUGUUGUAUACUUUGCUUUAGCACCGACUCUGUUCACUGGGAAGAUUGAUCCUUUGGUUUUCGAAGCUCUUUAUGCUUCAAAGCAUUUGAUAUUUCUCUCUGCGAGGCUUCCUCAGAUUUGGAAGAAUUUCAGAAACAAAAGCACCGGACAGCUUAGUUUAUUGACUUGUCUGAUGAACUUUGGUGGAUCCAUGGCGAGAAUUUUCACCACCAUUCAGGUGAAUGCUCCGUUUAGUAUGCUUUUGGGUCUUUCUCUUGCGGUCUCCACCAAUGGAAUCAUCAUUAGUCAGAUUCUCUUGUAUCGUACAAAAGGUGAAGAAGAAGAAAAGCAAGUCAAAGAUAAAAAGAUGUCAUGA
This is a messenger RNA of Microthlaspi erraticum, 723 nucleotides long. Lineage: Eukaryota; Viridiplantae; Streptophyta; Magnoliopsida; Brassicales; Brassicaceae. The record is from the annotation of a GenBank genome assembly.